AUGUUAUCAAGAUCUACAACUGCUACUUUUAGAAGACUUCCGCUUGCCAUUAAGACUACUCAAGUAGGAUCAUUGUCUCAAACUGCUUUCGUUAGAAACAAAGUCACAUUACCUGAUUUAGACUGGGAUUUUGGUGCCCUUGAGCCUCAUAUCAGUGGCCAAAUCAAUGAAUUACAUUAUUCCAAGCAUCAUCAAACGUAUGUGAAUGGAUUCAAUACCGCAGUUGAGCAAUUACAGGAUCUCAGUGCGCAAUUAGCCAAGGAGCCAACUCCAGCUAUAUCUAGGCAAAUCUUACAAGUGGAACAGAACUUGAAGUUUCAUGGUGGUGGGUAUACUAAUCAUUGUAUCUUCUGGAAGAAUUUAGUUCCGGAAAAGGAUGGUGGUAGUCAAUUGCCAAAGGAAUCAGCUUUGGCUAAAGCAAUUCAAGAGCAAUAUGGAUCUUUGGAUCCAUUGAUUGCUAGUACCAAUGCAGCCUUAGCUGGUGUUCAAGGUUCUGGAUGGGCAUGGAUUGUUAAGAAUUUGGACAAUGGCGGGAAAUUGGAAGUUGUCUCGACAAUGAACCAAGAUACCGUUACAGGUAAGAAGAUCCCAUUAGUUGCCAUUGAUGCUUGGGAACAUGCGUACUACUUACAAUAUCAAAACAAGAAAGUUGAUUACUUCAAGGCUAUUUGGAAUGUUAUCAACUGGAAAGAGGCUGCUAGAAGAUAUGAAUCUGAAGGUAUUUAA
Molecule: messenger RNA, 726 nt
Organism: Maudiozyma barnettii
Lineage: Eukaryota; Fungi; Ascomycota; Saccharomycetes; Saccharomycetales; Saccharomycetaceae
Gene: SOD2
Product: superoxide dismutase SOD2
Exons: 1
Coding region: 1-726 (241 amino acids)
Biological process (GO): superoxide metabolic process
Cellular component (GO): mitochondrion
Molecular function (GO): superoxide dismutase activity; metal ion binding
Source: RefSeq, a predicted model, not a curated record